Phycomyces blakesleeanus NRRL 1555(-) is the source of this 3954-nucleotide messenger RNA. RefSeq lists its product as hypothetical. NCBI's taxonomy places the organism in Eukaryota, Fungi, Mucoromycota, Mucoromycetes, Mucorales, Phycomycetaceae. Gene Ontology annotation, molecular function: histone binding; nucleosome binding; DNA binding. The annotation marks the transcript as partial. The transcript has 7 exons. The record is from RefSeq and is a predicted model, not a curated record. Gene Ontology annotation, biological process: nucleosome organization; transcription elongation by RNA polymerase II; mRNA transcription by RNA polymerase II. Gene Ontology annotation, cellular component: transcription elongation factor complex.
GAUGACGAAGAAGACGAAGAAGACGAAGAAGACGACGAAGAAGAAGCCAGAAAGGUUGCAGAAGGAUUCAUCGUAUCCGAUGAAGAAGAAGAUCAAGAAUCAGACGAUUCAGCAGAAGUCACCGUGAGACGCAAGAAAAGAAAGAAGGUGGAAGAAUACGACGAAGAACUUGAUGAAGAAGAUCUCGAUCUCUUGGAAGAAAACACAGGAAUCAAACUAGCACGUUCAGCAGGACCAAAACUUAAGCGUCUUAAGCGAGGCCGUGAAGAUCCUGUAGGGAGCUCACACGAAAAAUCAGAUAAAUUCUUCUCGGACGAUGAAGAGGUAGCCGUUUCUCGUGGCGCUGCUCGUCGUUACGAUGAACCUGACGAUGACUUGGACGAAGUUUUGGGUGACAGACACCGAGAUGACCGAAACGCUCGAUAUUAUGAUGAAAAUCGCGGAAGACGUGCAAAGGGAGGAAAGGCAAUCAUGGAUAUCCUACCAGAAGGAUUAAGCGAAGAUGUUGUAUCAGAUAUGUACGAUAUCUUUGGUGACGGUGGAGACUACGAGUGGGCACUGCAUGAUGAUGAACUCGUCAGCACAGACAAGGAGAGACGGGAACCUCAACUGUCAGAUAUUUUUGAGCCAAGUGAACUUGCAGAGCGCAUGUUGACCGAGCAGGACGAUGCCAUUCGUACCCGUGACGUGCCAGAACGUCUCCAGAUGCGUUUCGAAGGUCUGAAAAAGUCAUUUGAAAAGGCAAGUAUUGAGGAGGUUCGCGAAGAAAGUUCUUGGAUUGCUCGCCAGAUGUGUCGUGUACGAGGCUGGGACCAGCCUCCCGAGAAAUUCCUAAAGUCCAUCAAUUUCAUCGUCGAGUUCUUUAACCGCGAGUUUCUCGAAGUACCUCACAUCAAAGACCACCGUCGCGAUUUUUUCACCGAGAUCGACAAGACAACCGGCAUGACAACCGAAACCUUGACAACCGACGACCUGUGGGAGAUCUACGACUACGACUACAAGUACCAGAGUUUCGCCGACAGACGCGAUGCCCUCAAGGACUUUGUGGCCAAAUGUCACCUGGACGACGAAUACGUGUCCGAGUGGAUCAACAAGAUGGAGCGGGUCGAAGAAAUCGCUGACAUGACGGACUACAUUAGUCUCAAGUUCAGCAACCGAAUCAACGCAAUGCACCAACAGUCAAAGGCUCCAAAACGCCCGACAAACAAGUCGCUUUAUGAGAUCAGUCUCCAGACAAGGAUACCCGAAUUUUUACCUUAUUUCGGUAUCACCGCACGCCAGUUUGGAUCAAACUACAUGGAAAACAACCGUCGCUACUACCCCGAAGACUCGCUCGGAAACCCCGAGAUCGAAGCCGAAGCUUACAUCAGCGGUAGCUUCAUCGACCCUUACAGAGUCCUCAAGGCUACCAAAGACAUCCUCGCCCAGGAAAUCGCGUUCGAUCCUCAGGUGCGCAAGGCCAUGCGCCGGGAUUGGGAAAUCCGGGCUGUUGUCUCAGUCCAGCCAACCGACAAGGGCUUCACGGUCAUCGAUGAGCUGCACCCCAUGCACCCAUUCAAAUACCUCCGUGAGAAGCCAAUCUCGCAUUUCGUGGACGGCCAGUUUCUGCAAAUCCUCAAGGGCGAGGCUGAUAAUCUCCUGACCGUCAAGAUUGACGUGGCUGGAUACGAUCAGUGGCUGAACCGCAUCGCAGAGUUUUACAUCUCUGAUGGCUACAGUGACUCGGUCCAGCAGUGGAACGUGCAGCGCAAAGAUGUGCUCGAGCUCGCGCUUCGGGACCACCUGGUUCCGUUGAUGGACAAGUACGUGCGCGAAAAGUUGCGAAUGGAAGCCCAGGAGUACCUCUGCAAGGCUGCAUCCCGUAGUCUGCAGGCCAAGAUCAACAUCGGUCCCUUCCGUGGCCCUGACUCAGACCGCUACAAGAACGGCAUUCCCCGUGUGGUCACGAUAUCAUCCGGAAAUGGCACGAUGAAGGAUCCUGUCAUGGCCGUGUUCGUAAACCCACGCGGUAAGGUUGUGGAUCAGAUCCAGGUGCCCAACCUUCGCGAAGAGCGCCACUGGAAGGACAUGAUGGAUUUCAUCCGCAGUCGCAAGCCAAACGUCGUUGGUGUGGCAGGCUACAAUGCCGAAACCCGUCGGUUGAUCAAGCACAUGCAGACCAUGGUCAGUGAGAUCAAUCAGCAGCGCGACAGCAUCACCGGCGCAACCGACCUUGUGGUCGUUGAUGAUGAAGCUGCCCGACUCUACAAGAACUCCAAGCGCGCCCAGGAAGAAUUUGCAGAUUUCCCAGAAGUCAUGCGAUACUGCAUUGCGUUGGCUCGUCGUCUCCAGAACCCUGUUCUUGAGUAUGUAGGUCUUGGCCGAGACUUGUUGGCCAUCCCACACCACCAGCUCCAGCACCUUGUUCCCGAAGACCAGUUGUUCUUCUACCUUGAACGGGCACUCAUUAAUGUUGUGAAUGAUCUUGGUGUGGAUCUCAAUGCGGCCAUCCACUCGCCUUAUUUGGCAAAUGCACUGCAGUACAUUGCUGGCUUUGGUCCCCGUAAGGCACAGAGUAUCCUAAAGAAGCUGGACAACAGCGGUGAAUUGGAGAGCAGAACGGCACUUGUGUUGCGCAAGCUGACACCUGCAAAUACAUUUAUGAAUUCGGCAAGUUAUCUGCGAAUCCGCGAUGUUGAUGGCGCCGACAUUCUCGACGACACCCGUAUCCAUCCUCAAGACUACGAGCUCGCACGCAAGAUGGCAGGCGAUGCGCUAGAAAUUGAUGAAGAUGUGAUGGAAAACUUUGACAACAAGGUGGCUAUUGUGACCCGAGUGAUCACCGAGUAUCCCGACAAACUCAAUGAUCUUAUCCUGGACGACUACGCAGUCGUGCUCCGUAAGCAGUAUCACCAGCCAAAGCGUCAGAUUCUCGAACACAUCAAGCACGAGUUGCAGGGUCCGUACCACGACCGCCGCCAGCGCUACUCGCGACCAAGUAUGGAAGAGACGUUUAUCAUGGUGACCGGAGAGACAAAGCAGGUUCUGAGCGAAGGAUUUAUCGUGCCUGCCACAAUCACAUCUGUGCGCGGCAAGAUCGCAAACUGUGUGCUUGGGUCUGGUCUGGAGGGCAUGAUCUACGUUGACAAUGCCUCGGACGACCGGGUGAUGAACAUCGGAGACGUGCUCCAGCCCGGCGAGACGAUCAACUGCAAAGUGCUGCGAAUCGAUCGCGAAAAAUUCCUUGUCGAUUUGUCAGCCAAGGCAUCAGACACCAAACCCAACAGUGAUUUCCCAUUACGAAAGCUUCCCGAUGACAAAUAUUAUGACCGAGUGGCCGAAGCCAUGGCAACCGACAAGCGCAAGGCCAACCGCCGUAAGCAGGCCAAGAGCACGCGUGUGAUCAACCACCCGCUGUUUAGACCAUUUAACCAUCGCCAGGCAGAGGUUUAUCUGCAGGACCGCCAGCGCGGUGAUCUAGUUAUCCGGCCAUCUUCGCGUGGCUAUGAUCACAUCGCAGUAACAUGGAAGGUCGACGAGGGAAUCUACCAACACGUCGAUGUGCUCGAACUCAAGCAGAGCAACGAGUACGGCUCUGGAUCAAAGCUGCAGAUCGAAGACACAGUGUUUGAGGAUCUCGAUGAGCUGAUCGUGACAUACGUCGAGGCUGUGGCCCGUAAAGUAGAAGAGCUGAUGGCACACAGUAAAUAUCAGGCAGGCGGUAUUGAGGCUCUUGAAGAGCGCCUGGCUGCCACCACACGUGCCAACCCAAAGAUGUCUGCAUAUGGCUUCUGUUUGAGCGAAAAGGCCGGUUACUUUGACCUUGGGUUCAAAUUCAACGCCAAUUCACCUAUGAUGCGCUGGGUAAUCAAGGUCUUACCGGACGGUUACCGUCUCAGAGACACCGCGCAUCCAUCUGUUGAUGAUCUUAUCAAUGGUUUCAAAAGAAGACAAGCAGCCGAAGCAAGUCGACGU